Messenger RNA from Colletotrichum lupini, 3036 nucleotides. Its product is annotated as C-type cyclin. Gene Ontology annotation, biological process: regulation of transcription by RNA polymerase II; positive regulation of DNA-templated transcription, elongation. The coding region runs from base 1 to 3036 and encodes 1011 amino acids. The transcript is spliced from 8 exons. Lineage: Eukaryota; Fungi; Ascomycota; Sordariomycetes; Glomerellales; Glomerellaceae. Gene Ontology annotation, molecular function: cyclin-dependent protein serine/threonine kinase activator activity. Gene Ontology annotation, cellular component: cyclin/CDK positive transcription elongation factor complex; nucleus. The record is from RefSeq and is a predicted model, not a curated record.
AUGCAGUUCUCAAAGGUUCUCUGCGUCCUCUUCCCGGUUGCCGUCCUGGCGGCGCCGUUCAAGACCUUCGAGGUCCCGACGCUAGAUCCCAACACGGUUGCACCGGUGGUUCCCGCUAUCGACCGCCGUGUUCCUCAGGCGGACACUUAUACCCCUAUCACUAGUCUACAUGCUCAAUCUGCGAGGAGGAACGUUCAGGAGACGGGACUCCUAGGUCCCAUUGCGAACACGGCUCCGGUUCAGGGCCUCACCAGCCGCACCUCAACUCCCCACGCGGCUGGAAAGGAUGCUUCGGUUCUCCGAAUGAAGUCCCCCGGAAUCAUUCCUGCUGGAGUGACUGCUCUCAACGGAUACUAUGUUCCUACCAAUCCUUCGAUUCCCGGAACCUCAGAGAUCAAACAAUUCGACUUCACGGUUGACGGUCAUCCCAAGUUGAUUAGAGUCUUGCAUCGACAAGACCGGUCCGUUGAGCCGCCCCGCUUCCGGCUCCGAGUCGUGGAGCACCCCAACUGGGCGACACGGUCCGUGCGCAAAAGAAAGGUCGACUGGAACGCCGCGGUGGACGCAGGUCCAGCACCGUUCACCCACCCCACCGCGACUCUGCCGGACAUCUACAAGGCAGUUUUGGAGACCCUCGGACGCGAAAUCUCGGAGGCUACGCUAGAACAGAUCAACAACCUCCACAAAGACGACACCACUCUCGACCUGCCCCUCGAGGGAGACAAGGUCUGGUUCGAUGACUACAGCUGGAUUCAGCUUCCCGUUAAGCGUUCUUCGUACCUAGCCAUCGACCCAGACGACGACGGUGACUCUGACGACACCGGCACCGUAGGCGACAACGACCGGUACCUCGACUGCGAUUUCGAUUGCGGCGACGCUUUCGCGGACGAGAACGAGAAGACAUUGCAGGGCGAUUCUGACACGGCUGGCAAAGAUUGUGACGGCGAUUAUACAAUGGCUCCCUCCGGCCCCAAGGCGCAGAGCGUUGCGCAGAGUGCUGCUGCCACGAACAACUCAGCACCGGCCGCCGAACCCGCGGCUGCUAAGGGUCCGCACCCUGGACAUAUGCAGGUGUCUUGCCAGUUCACGAGCGAGCAGAGAUUGAGACGCAUGCUGCGAGACAACAAGAGCGAUCCAGCUAGGGAGGAUAGCUACCGUCUUCAGGGAGUGCAGCUCAUCGAUAACGUCCGCACCAUGCUGCGCGUCCCUAUCAAGACGUUUGACACUGCUUGUGUCUACUUCCACUGGUUCAGACUCUCGUUCCGCGACGCCGAGUACAACUACUCAGAUGCUGCCAUGGCUUGUCUCUUCCUGGCCUGCAAGGUUGAGGACACCAUCAAGAAGUCCAAGGAGAUCCUGUGUGCUGCGUACAACAUUAAGAAUCCCGAGCACCCCACGACCCAGGACGAUAAGAUGUUCGAACAGCCCUCCAAGAUCAUCAUCGGCCUGGAGCGCCUGGUCCUUGAGACCGUCGGCUUCGACUUCCGCUGCCGCUACCCUCAGUCCGCUUUGCUGAAGGCAACCAAGAAGAUCCUGGGUCCCCAGUCCAAGACCGUCUUCGCUACCGCCAUGGAGAUGAGUGUCGACCUGUACAAGACCUUUGCCCCAGUCAAACAGACAACCUACGCCCUGGCCCUAGGUCUUCUAGAGCUCAGCGCCCGCCUCCUCGGCCAGGGCGUCGACAAGGUAGAGAAGAUCAACUACGCAGACUUCCACACGACGCGCCAAAACGUCGUCGAGACGGUCCUCGACCUCCUCGACCUCUACACCCAACAUGGCAAGUCCACGAAGCUCGGCGUCCAGUUCGACCUCAAUAAGUUCAUCGAGGUCAAGAUCGUCAUCAACAGCGAAGUCGACAACACUCCAGGCCUCGUGCGCUACGCCCACUGGUGCACCAAUUGCGACGGCGGCGAGGACGAGAACCUCUCCAACGGCGUCUCCGUCCUCAAGAAUAUUUCCUUCUUUGGUAGCAACUCUGCUAAGCGCAACGGACGCAACCAGGACGGCACCAUGCGCUUCGUGUUCGACCCGGACCGCGCCCGCCAGGAGCGCAAGGAGGUCGAGGCUUACUACCAACCGGAGAUGAAGAAGCUGUUUGCUCACCAACCGCCCUUAGUUUCAGCCUCAGGCCGGUCAUCAAAUGACGGGAGCCUUGCGCUGUUCCACGACACGAUCUACCAAGCUUUGGAGUCACAUAGCUUCCCAAACCACGCCAGACCGAAUUCGCCUCCCAAUUCCUACCAGCGAGAUGUAGACCGCGGCAGUCACUACCCUGCUCUCUUCUGUGACUUGCCUCGUUCUGUCAACAGCGAUAAUCCGGGCAAUGGGUCUUACAAUGGACGCACGGGGCCGAUUGCCACCACUCCUGAACAUCGCAGCAUCGACAGAUCAGAGGACCAUUCUCUAGAACUAAUACUGGCGAGCUUCCCAUACUCGUUCGACGAAUCUUCCAUGGUAGCCAGUCAAUCAGGGUCUCAGAAUUCCGUUAGCAUUGGGUGUAAUGCUCUGCAAGAUCCCCAGAGGUUCUUUGCGACUUUACCGGUCAUGGGUAAUGCUGCACCGUCUGCACAAUGUUCAACUAUAACUCCCUCGAAUAUGGACAACGGGAUUGGCUUCUCCGGCCCAAGAUUCCCAGAACGGCAACCCAGUAAGGCUGCUCAAGCAUUCCAAGCUUCUGACUUCUUGACUAAUGAAGCAGCCGGUGAUUUGAUCGUCGUACCUGGCCACCCCAUGAGCACCAAGAACGCCCAAGUGGCUGCCUUAAGAGACGACAACAACCGCAACAAGGGGCGAAUCGAUAACUCUAACCGGGCUUCUUACAGCCAAUUUCCUCUAGGUGGCAGUAUUAGGCGACGAAGAGACGACUGUGGCUUAGACAGGUCAUCGACACCAGGCGAUUGUCCCUUCUGUGAAAACUUCAGCGGAGAUGCAAAGCGACUCAGCAUGCUUGUGAAGUACCACGGUGUUCUCAACGCUUCAGCACUGCGAGAGAUCUCCUCAGGCACGACAGAUCUGCACAUCAGAAGGCGAAACUAA